AAAGCUUUCCAGGCUUUGGGGUCUUCCAGCGUUGGAGCUCAGCUUAUAAAACAAGCCCGCCGCCUGCGCAGCCGAAACAUUACAAGAAACGACACGCGCAAGUUUAUAUAUCCUCAACAAAAAUGAAAGUGUUCGCGCUGUGUUCGAUGCUUGCCCUGCUCCUAGCAGGCGCUCAAGCCCUGCCCCAGAGCCGCGAGGGGGCCGCCUACACAAACGAAGCCAUACGGCAGGCACAGCAAACCCUUCUCAUACCCAAGGACGCCCAAAUACAGAACGUCCAGGAGGGCAUUGAGCUGGGUGCCUACGAGCAGAUACCUGGCAACCAGCGCAUCAAUCUCUUUGAGAUCCUGGGCGACCAGGUGCCUUCCGAAGUGAUCAACAAUCUGCAGGCCCAAGUCGAUCAGAUUGGGCGCAAUUAAGAUGUAAGACUUUAUUUGUUAGAUCAUUUCCAUUUCGCAUCUUUUGUUAAGUUUCCCAAUAAUAAAAAAACAAAAAUGAAUGUAAC
Molecule: messenger RNA, 505 nt
Organism: Drosophila obscura
Lineage: Eukaryota; Metazoa; Arthropoda; Insecta; Diptera; Drosophilidae
Exons: 2
Coding region: 123-419 (98 amino acids)
Source: RefSeq, a predicted model, not a curated record